Molecule: messenger RNA, 1053 nt
Organism: Cyanistes caeruleus (blue tit)
Lineage: Eukaryota; Metazoa; Chordata; Aves; Passeriformes; Paridae
Source: RefSeq, a predicted model, not a curated record
GGCUGGCGCCGGGGUGGGGGUCCCCCCUCAUCCCUGGGGCUGCCCCUCUCCUGAGCGCUCGUUCUUCUCUCGGCCGCUCCUUUCCCCGUGCCGAGAUGGAGUUGGACUCGUACCAGCACUACUUCUACGAUCACGACGCCCAGGAGGAUUUCCACCGCUCCACGGCGCCCAGCGAGGACAUCUGGAAGAAGUUCGAGCUGGUCCCCACGCCCCCGCUGUCCCCGCUGGGCACCCCCGGAGAGAAGGGGUGCUGCUCGGGGGCGGAGGAGCGCCCGGGAUGGUUCUCCCGGUACUGCCUCGCCGGGGAAGAGCCGGAGUAUCUCAUAGGGACGGGGCAGAUCUUCGGGAACCUGAGCGCUUUCAUCCUCAAGGAUUGCAUGUGGAGCGGUUUUUCAGCGCGGGAGAGACUGGAGAAGGCGAUGACAGAGAAACUUUCCACGGGCACGCAGAGAGCCACCCCGCACAAACCCUCCUUCGCGCAGGAUUUUGGGUUCAGCAGCUCCGUCAGCGAGUGCGUGGAUCCCGCUGCCGUCUUCCUUUGCCCGCUGGCCGAGAGCAAGAUCCCCGCAUCCUCGGGAUCCGAGGGCCAGAGCGAUUCCGGUAAGGGAUGGAGCCGCUCCGCCGCAGAGCUGCCCGGUGCCCCCGGCCUUCUGGAGCCACGCGUGUCCGCACAUGUGUGUGCAGGGAGCCUCCCAGCCGGGCUGCGCCUUUGUUGAGGCUCCAAGCGAGCCCCGGUCCCGGCCCCACCAACAAAGCGGGCUCGGCUGUUCCCCUUUCCCGCUGGGUUUCUGUUCAGGAAACCCCUGUCCCUCUGGAGAGGGUGCGUGGGGCUCCCUCCGGCCCCUUUCCCUCGUGCCGGCCCCACGGAAACCUCGUGGGAAGCUUUUAGGGCAAGUUUGCAGCUCACCGUGCAAAGUUUGGGGGUUUGAGCGUUGCACUCCGCGCUCUGCCAGCGGCUCGGAAAUUCGGCUGCUCCCCCUUCUUCCUCCCACGGUCCACCCGGGACGGGCUUCCCUCGGGAUAAAAGGCAAAAUAUGUCCCGGGGGCAGCAGG